UGGAGGGCAAAAACGAAGCAGCCAUGUCUGAGCUGGUCCCAGAGCCACGACAAAAGCCAGUCGUACCAAUGAAGCCCGUGGGCAUCAACACCAGCUUGCUGGGCUACAUCGGUAUUGACACCAUAAUUGAGCAGAUGCGCAAGAAAACCAUGAAGACAGGUUUCGACUUCAACAUCAUGGUCGUAGGUCAGAGUGGACUGGGAAAGUCGACGCUGGUAAACACCCUCUUCAAAUCCCAGGUGAGCCGCAAAUCUUCAGGCUGGAACCGGGAGGAGAAGAUCCCCAAGACAGUGGAGAUCAAAGCCAUUGGGCAUGUCAUUGAAGAAGGUGGUGUCAAAAUGAAGCUGACAGUCAUUGACACACCAGGAUUUGGGGACCAGAUCAACAAUGAGAACUGCUGGGAGCCUAUUGAGAAAUACAUCAAUGAGCAAUAUGAAAAGUUUUUGAAAGAGGAGGUGAAUAUUGCAAGGAAGAAACGAAUUCCAGACACGCGUGUGCACUGCUGCCUCUACUUCAUCUCCCCUACGGGGCACUCCUUGCGGCCUUUGGACCUGGAGUUCAUGAAACAUCUCAGCAAGGUAGUGAACAUCAUCCCAGUUAUUGCUAAGGCUGACACCAUGACCUUGGAGGAGAAGACUGAAUUCAAACAAAGAGUGCGCAAGGAACUAGAAGUAAAUGGGAUCGAAUUUUAUCCCCAGAAAGAAUUUGAUGAGGACUUGGAGGAUAAAACAGAGAAUGACAAAAUCAGGCAGGAAAGCAUGCCCUUUGCAGUAGUGGGCAGUGACAAGGAGUACCAAGUGAAUGGCAAAAGAGUCCUGGGCAGGAAAACACCUUGGGGAAUCAUUGAAGUGGAAAACCUCAAUCACUGUGAAUUUGCCCUACUUCGAGAUUUUGUCAUCAGGACCCACCUUCAGGACCUAAAAGAAGUGACCCACAACAUCCACUAUGAGACCUACAGGGCCAAACGGCUGAAUGACAACGGAGGGCUGCCCCCCAUGACUGUGGAGACAGAGGAAAACCACGAGAGUAACCUGUGAAAGACCCUCCCCCUCCACGGUCACCUGGUGACUCUGGCUAGACAACCCACCCCUGCUACCCUUGACUCAGCCGUGGGCCUGUCUCUGCAGCAUGUGCUCCGUGGAGGGAGAGGAUGCAAGUGUGAGUGCAGGCGUGCGUGUGCCUCCCUGUGUGCCGGAGAGGGACAGGGGCAUCUCCCCCGUCCUUCCCAGAGUGUCCCCAUUCUCGGUUUGUUUUUGCACAGUGGACUGUCCGUCAGCUUCCCUUCCCUCGUUUCUGUGUCUCAGCUGUGUAUCUUGCCUGGGGGAAAUAGUGUUGGGGGGGGAAGGAUUUCUAGGGGCAUGGAUUUUGGAGGGGGGAGGUGUGGGGCAUGCUGUAGUCCUGUUUUUAUCACUUGGACACAUGGCAAGGAGAGACUCUGGGAGAGAUGGUGGAGUCAAUGCAUGCAUGUUUCAAGAGAUGUCAGCAGAGAUUUCUCUUGGAUCUCCAUGGGUGUAAAGGCAGCUGGUUGGUCUGAGGGCAUGGUGGGCUGGUAUUUUAUCCCCUUUUCUUGCUGUGGCUUCCCAAGGGGAAAUGGCAGCUUGGAAUAGGGUAGAUGAGAGAAGACUGGCACGUUUUGUGGUUCAGAGCAAGUGACUCGUGGGAGGAGACAGAAUUAGUUCUUGGCCUGUAGCAUCUGUUUGAAAAGCAUCAGAGUACUGGGGGAAAAUGGAUAUAGUUUCCAAAAGAAGCAAAACCCAGGGGGAAAGAAUGUGUUCCUGCUGCAGAGGGUGCAUUUGCCCCAUUGCUGGGGUCACCGCAUGCCCUUGCUGCAAUCCCCCAGUGCAGUGGUCUCUCUCCACCAGCACCGAGCAGGUCCUGGCCAAGCCUUCCCCACAAGAUGGGCCCUCUGCUGUGCGAGCACAGGGACACUGCCACAGGGGGUCCUGCUGGGGCCUCCCCCAGGGACAGCUCCGCUCGGCACAGCACCUUGGGGAUCCUGGAGGAGAGCAAACAGCCAUGGAUUGAGAAACACUGGGCUGGGGUGGGGGUACAGGAGAUACCUCUUCCUCAUUCUCCUCAAAUGGCUGCAUUUGUUACUGCAGCAGUGCUGUUCCUCUGCUCUCUUACUGUCCCAUGUCCUCCUCCACUCCUGUGCUUUUGUCCUCAUUCCCUUUUAGACCUCUGUAGCUUUUUCCCAUCCUUUCUUUUCCUGUCUCACUUUCUCUGGUCCUUUAAGUCUCUCCUUCAUUUCUCAAAGAACUUGAAAAUUCCUCUUCUUCAGGCUGUUUCCUCCCUCUCCCAAGCUCUAACACCUUCUUAACAAUGUGCUUUUGUGUCCUG
Molecule: messenger RNA, 2340 nt
Organism: Pyrgilauda ruficollis (rufous-necked snowfinch)
Lineage: Eukaryota; Metazoa; Chordata; Aves; Passeriformes; Passeridae
Gene: SEPTIN3
Product: septin 3
Exons: 9
Coding region: 24-1037 (337 amino acids)
Biological process (GO): cytoskeleton-dependent cytokinesis
Cellular component (GO): cell division site; microtubule cytoskeleton; presynaptic cytoskeleton
Molecular function (GO): molecular adaptor activity; GTP binding; GTPase activity
Source: RefSeq, a predicted model, not a curated record